This is a messenger RNA of Exophiala aquamarina CBS 119918, 2808 nucleotides long. RefSeq lists its product as uncharacterized. NCBI's taxonomy places the organism in Eukaryota, Fungi, Ascomycota, Eurotiomycetes, Chaetothyriales, Herpotrichiellaceae. Bases 1 to 2808 code for a protein of 935 amino acids. Gene Ontology annotation, biological process: polyphosphate metabolic process; monoatomic anion transmembrane transport; phosphate ion transport. Gene Ontology annotation, cellular component: membrane. The transcript is spliced from 2 exons. Gene Ontology annotation, molecular function: phosphate transmembrane transporter activity. The record is from RefSeq and is a predicted model, not a curated record.
AUGCCAGUGCCUGGAUUUCAGCCUCGCAACACUCCCGGUAGCCAGUCCCAGUUCAAUCGUCAUCCAUCCCUUUUAUCGCCUUCCAGCGCCGCAGCUGGUCCUUCCAUCGAGCUAGACACCUUUCAGCCCGACCGUGGUAAAGAAAGAGAUCGCAGAGGGCGGGGGAAAAGACUUCAGAAACUUGAAACCCUCGCCGAACGAGAAGCCAUGAAGUUCUCCCACAGUAUCCAGUUCAAUGCGGUGCCGGACUGGAGCAGCAACUACAUCUCCUACAGCAACCUAAAGAAACUCAUCUAUACUCUCGAAAAGCAGAUCAACAAGCCCCCAGGCGAGGUUCAAGAUGAGGAAAACACCACUUUGCUCAAUGGGCAGCUGGACCCUGAUACCACCUUCAAGCGCAUGCUCGACUCCGAGCUAGACAAGGUCUGCUCCUUCUACCGCUUGAAAGAACUUGAGAUCUUUGGCGAGCUCGAUCAACUGCUCAAGGAUGCUGAAAAUUACAAGAACGAAACUAAAGACAUUGAUAUGGAGGAUGUGGUCGACCUCGAAAAUCGAAGGAAGGUCUCGAGGUCACAGAGCAUAUUCAACGUGCCUUUCCGGCGAAAGAGGAGGACUUCCACUAUGAGUAUCAGUGUGGAGGAGGAACCUGAAGAUGAUGACAGCGACAGCGAUGCCGAAGACAGCGCCCAUAUGAUCAAGAAGAAACCCCCCACGAAGCCGAGAAGCAAGAGCGUUUGGGCUGGCUCAGAACACACUUCUGGCGCAAAUGGCGCCAUGUCGGAAUCUCGAGAAGACCUGCGCUCCUCAGCCGAGUCGGCUUUUCUCAGGAGGAGGCCUAGUCUGGCUCUGGAAUUGGAUGCUUCCGACCCUGGCCAGCUAUCCGCUCUAUAUGACUCGGCCAUCAACUUGAAGAAGAGGAUCAUCAGCCUGUACGUCUCGCUAGCUGAGUUGAAGUCCUUCAUCCAGCUCAACCAAACCGGUUUCAAAAAGGCCGCCAAAAAGUUCGACAAGGUGUGCGACAGAGAUAUUCGGAAAAGCUACAUGGAUAAAGUCGUUAAUCGUUCGUACCCCUUCCUUGAUACCACCAUUAAACGUCUCGACGAGAACAUUGAUAAGGUGGAAAAGGUCUACGCUGAGAUCGUCACGAAGGGUGACCAGAAUAUGGCUCGUAGAGAACUUCGUCUCCAUCUCCGUGAACAUGUCGUUUGGGAGAGAAAUACCGUUUGGCGAGAAAUGAUCGGUAUCGAGCGAAAAGCACAAGCUGCCAAUUUCGGCAUCAGACAGACUCUUCUGGGUGGCGCACAGGACCCUUCCCAAGCCAGAUUACAAGGAGAUCGUGAUACAGUGGAUACCAAGGAAUUCCAGACGCCUGUCGGUCGAUAUCGCUGCCCGAGGUGGCUGUUCAGUUCGACUUUCUUCGCCCUGGUCUCCAUCUUGGCCAUCUUCUUAGUCCUUCUGCUCGUUCCCAUUAUGAAGAAACCAGAACAGCAGAAUUGCCUGGCCAUGCUAGUCUUUGUUUCCUUACUCUGGGCCACCGAAGUUAUCCCUCUGUUUGUCACGUCACUUAUGGUUCCGUUCCUAGUGGUGGUGCUGCGAAUCAUGCGGACCGAGGAGAAGCCAUAUCAACGGUUGGAUUCAAAAGCAGCAACCAAGGCCGUCUUCGCAGCCAUGUGGACGCCAGUCAUCAUGCUACUCCUAGGUGGCUUUACUAUCGCCGCAGCUCUCUCCAAAUACCAUAUUGCCAAGAUGAUGGCAACUUUCGUUCUCAGCAAGGCCGGUACGAAGGCGCGAACCGUCUUGAUCACCAACAUGUUUGUUGGGAUGUUUCUGAGCAUGUGGAUUUCCAACGUCGCUGCUCCUGUAUUGUGCUUCAGCAUCAUCCAGCCAAUGUUACGCAAUCUCCCCGCCGACAGCAACAUGGCUAAAGCUCUCAUUUUGGGUAUUGCAUUAGCUUCCAACAUCGGCGGCGCUGCUUCUCCCAUCGCUUCGCCUCAGAAUAUCAUCGCUUUACAGAAUAUGAAGCCCAACCCAAGUUGGGGAGUAUGGUUCUUUAUCGCGCUUCCAGUCUGCAUCAUCACUAUUAUUCUUAUCUGGCUCCUCCUCCUUGUAACAUUCAAACCCGGCCGAGGCAUCACCAUCGUUCCUAUCCGGCCCAUGAAAGACAAGCUCAACGGAUUGCAGUACUUCAUCAUCUUCGUCACCCUCGUGACCAUCGUGCUCUGGUGCACCUCGCACCAACUGGAAGGUGUCUUCGGAGACAUGGGCGUGAUCGCAAUUAUCCCGAUGAUUCUGUUCUUCGGCACAGGCAUCCUGACGAAAGAGGACUUCAACAACUUUCUCUGGACAAUCAUCAUCCUCGCCGCUGGAGGCCUGUCUCUCGGCCGUGCCGUCAGUUCGUCUGGUCUUCUGCAUACGAUCGCCAAGGGUAUCACGGACAACGUCGCUGGGAUGAGCGUCUAUGGGGUGCUCAUUGUUUUCGCUUCUUUGAUCCUCGUGGUUGCCACCUUCAUCUCCCAUACCGUCGCCGCACUUAUCAUCUUGCCCCUCGUCCAGCAGGUUGGCGCCAAUAUGGCCGAACCUCACCCUAACCUGCUCGUCAUGGGUAGUGCCCUGAUGUGCAGUGCCGCAAUGGGUUUGCCAACUAGUGGAUUCCCGAACAUGACCGCAAUCAUGAUGGAAGUCCCCGAGACCGGUGUACGGUACCUGCAAGUCAAGCACUUCCUAACCCGAGGUGUCCCCGCGUCUAUUCUCGCGUUCGGCGUCAUCGUCACCGUUGGGUAUGGCUUGAUGAUAGCCGUUGGACUGUAA